Letharia lupina is the source of this 2520-nucleotide messenger RNA. RefSeq lists its product as uncharacterized. Lineage: Eukaryota; Fungi; Ascomycota; Lecanoromycetes; Lecanorales; Parmeliaceae. The record is from RefSeq and is a predicted model, not a curated record. The transcript is spliced from 7 exons. The coding region runs from base 1 to 2520 and encodes 839 amino acids.
AUGAUCGGAGCACUGGGCAAGAUCCUAGAUGAAGUCCAAUUCGGACCAUAUAAGCGGAAGGUGAAAAAGUAUCUCGAUGAAGCCAGAGCAGACUCGGUCCUCGAAGAUCUCAAAAAAGCACUUGCGCCGAGGCUUAGGGGGGUAAAGAGUCUGUGGACGACAUUCGACACCUACUGCGUCGAAGACUCCUCUCAGCAGCCAUACUGGAACGACAACAGUUUCAGAAAAUACUUAGAGAAAUUGUAUCCUGAUGUCGCUAUGUCCGAGGCCUCGAUCCAGCUGCUAUGGAGAUGUUUCUACUUCUACGCCUAUCACCCGUUUCCACGCGAUACUACUGACGGAAAAUUGGAUUCGGCGGCCUUCCAGCGUGCUGUAGCUUUACUAGUCGUCCAAGGCACGGAUAUUUUGGGCACGCAGGACGGAGGUGAUUACUUCUGGCGCAACGACGAUGCUUAUUUCCGCAAAGCCAACUUCGAAAGUAUUUUCAGAAGUAUUGGCCUCCCAGAGAAUACAGACCGGCCGUCCAACCAUCUGGAUUAUGACUCAACAUCUAUUUUGGAAGCUGCCAUGGACGUAUUAGCCAUGACGCAGCCUCACACAGUAAGCUUGGCUCCGUCGCCGGAUCAGCUUCGACCUGCAGCCCAAAAGCUCCUUGGUGAAGGUGCUUCUCAAAGGCGAUAUCGGAUAGGUCGCGAAGACUUAUCGGCAUUACUGAGCUUACUGCUACGGCUGAGGCUACGCGAAGCUAAGUGGGGAUCACGCUUCCAUUUUGGUACUAUUGGAAAAAGAGAUCCUGGUAAUGAAGAACUGGCUGAUAUACUGGUGAGAGGACUGGGUGAGAAUCAGGACGAGGAGUAUCUUACGUCUGGUCAAAUUAUAAUGUCAAUGGAUCUACUGCCAAAUUUGCAGCUACAGUUCCACCAGCUUUGGGCCGUUCUUUUUCAACCACCCAUGACCGCAGAUGAUAAAGCGCCAUCCCAGAUCCCCGGAGCUAUACCCAACCAUAUACUUGCAGCUAUUUCACUAUUCAUACCUCAACCCAAGAUCUCCAGCCACUCCCAGCCAACGACACAGGACAUGCGAAUCUCUCUGGAAGACUCUUUCCCCCCGUCGCAGAGAUCAUAUGACCCAACAGUAACACGUCUCGUCCAGUCUCUCGUCCAAGACCCACAUCCCCAUCUCAUACUGCUUACCAGCAACGCAACAGCAACGACACCGCUCACAGUAAUCGGAGCAUACUUUCCUAGGCCGCUCUCCAACGCCAAAGGGGAGAAGCGUGAACCCAAGACCAGCACUCCGCAUUUACUCUUCCAGCUACGGCCUAAUUUCCGACUUCUCCGAUGGAACGGCCCUCACAUGCUCCUUACCCAAAUCAUAAACACAGAAGACGACGCACCAUUGUUAAGAGCUGUUGCAGCAAGUGACGAACCGCCUCUAGAGUCCACGAAAGCCUACAGGAUCGGAGACCCUGAAAGAAAAGGCGCUGGCUUGUGCAUUGAUCCAGAGACGAAGUCAGCGACGCUGACGAGCAACAUCACAGAUACCGAUAGCGGCAAGGUUGUUGGGUAUAAACCGGUGUACAUGACCGGUAACGAUAAUGACAUAACAGCUUAUAGUAACUGGGAGGUAGCUGUCAAGAUCGACCAUUUCGAGAUCUUCCGCGUGAAGGUUGGUAUAGAUGCGCAUGUUGCUUCCGAGGGAGCAAAGGAUCAGAAUCAAUACGCACAGGAUGCAACACAAGAGAAGAUUCAAGGGCUUUACGCCAUGAUUGUCAUGUACAAGACUGGUGGUAGCGAGCAGCCAGAGAAUGGCAUAGAACGGGUUGAUCUGGGCGCCACUGCAAUUGCGAAGUAUGGCAGAGACGCUCAGCCAGAUGCAACUGUGGCUGAACCAGGAAGUUCAGAGAAGCCAAGAAUGCUGGAGGACGUCAAGGAGAAGAUGAAGCAGCUCCGCCUUGCCAGUGGCGAGACUCACGGCGAGGCACAGAUGCCUGUCCCUUGCGCACGGCUCAUCUUUCCUGCCCUUGACGCUGCUGGACUUGCUUCCCCUGCUGCGGAAGAAGAACGCAAUAGCGAUGGUAUAGGCAGUAGCAUCAUGGCUAAGUCAAAAAGCGCGUCCAAAUUCCUCAACGACUACUAUGAUCGCCGAGCGCAGGCAUCUUACGCCUAUCAGAAUCCAGAGUCCACCUUGACCGCUCAAGCAGCCCCUGCGGCGCCAAGAUUUAGAUCGCGCUUUGCAGACCCCAAUCAUGCAACCAACACGCACUUCUUCACACUGAUUACAGGCGGCAAAUUCAAAGCCGAGCCAUUGGGUCGCCGUCGAUAUGAGCGCGCGCAACGCCAAGCGGCGGAGAAACGCGCACAAGGUAUCAGAGAACAGUCAAGCAAGCGUCUGCUGCAGGAGAAUGUGCAUUAUCUGAUGGUGGUGAACAAGCCAACGGAGGAGGAGUUGUUGAAGGCGAAGAGGGACAUACAAGAAGCAAAGGAAAAGAAAGCGGCGAGCAAGAAGCACCAAUCUUAG